Molecule: messenger RNA, 870 nt
Organism: Aspergillus heteromorphus CBS 117.55
Lineage: Eukaryota; Fungi; Ascomycota; Eurotiomycetes; Eurotiales; Aspergillaceae
Gene: loc1
Exons: 3
Coding region: 188-757 (189 amino acids)
Biological process (GO): ribosomal large subunit biogenesis; intracellular mRNA localization
Cellular component (GO): preribosome, large subunit precursor; nucleolus
Molecular function (GO): mRNA binding
Source: RefSeq, a predicted model, not a curated record
CGGUGCUGUGUUCUGCUAUUCUUUUCCUGUGUCUUGAUCGGUUUGACGACUUUUGAUUUUUUUCAUCCUGUGCUACCCGGGAGAGCUGGUCGCAUCGUUGUUGUCUGUUGUCUCGAUUUGCCUGCCCCCCCCACUCUCGAUCGUUAUACGGCCGUUGUUCAGAUUUUCGAUCGGACCACACGAAAUAAUGGCGCCCACCAAGCCCUCCGUCAAAGGCAAGAGCUCGUCGUCCAAGGGCGACGCCUCGAAGGGCAAGCCCCUCUCGUCCGGAACCAAGAUCAGCAAGAAGAAUGUCAAGCGCCCGCCGCCACAGGAAAUGAAGUCGAAGGCGCGCACGGAGAAGAGCCAGUUGAAGAAGACCAAGAAGAGAGUGUACACGGAGGAGGAACUGGGUCUGCCCAAGUUGAAUGCGAUCACGCCCGUGGGCGUGGUGAAGCCUAAGGGCAAGAAGAAGGGGAAGACUUUUGUCGAUGAUGCGGAGGGAAUGAUGACCAUUCUUGCGAUGGUCAACGCGGAGAAGGAGGGCCAGAUUGAGUCGAAGAUGAUGAAGGCUCGCCAGUUGGAGGAGAUCCGAGAGGCCAAGAGAAAGGAGGCGGAGGCUAGAAUGGCCCAGAAGAAGUCGAAACUGGACGAUGUGAAGCAAUCGAUCCGCCAGAAUAAGAAGCACAAGGGCGAUGCCGGCGCAUCCAAGGCCGAUGCCCCGUCCGGCGGGUCGUCGAAAUCAAAAGGAAAGAAGAAGAGCGUUUCGUUUGCUUGAGGUGGUUUUUUUGUACAAAAGUAAUUCUGUCUAUACCGGGUCUAUGUAUUUAGAUGGGUCUUUGGCGUUUAUACUGGUCUAUGUCUUCCAAAACAAUGGCGCGCAUGACACUC